Messenger RNA from Bombina bombina (fire-bellied toad), 1583 nucleotides. It is a transcript of the gene TIMM21, whose product is annotated as translocase of inner mitochondrial membrane 21. The record is from RefSeq and is a predicted model, not a curated record. Gene Ontology annotation, biological process: protein import into mitochondrial matrix. The transcript is spliced from 6 exons. Gene Ontology annotation, cellular component: TIM23 mitochondrial import inner membrane translocase complex. Lineage: Eukaryota; Metazoa; Chordata; Amphibia; Anura; Bombinatoridae. The coding region runs from base 230 to 955 and encodes 241 amino acids.
CACUCCGCUGUUUCUGAAGACGGUAGAGGCGUGCAUGACUGUUGGGUGUCAAGUUAAUGUGCAGAAUAGAUGAGGCCUGGGCUUUUGUAGGGCAACUUUAAAAGUGGUGUCUGAAUAGCUCAGGAUUUAUUUAAUUGGUUUUAUACACAACUCCGGGACACCACGUUUAAUUUAUUUUAAGACACUUUUCUUCUAAUGCUAUACAUAUGAGAUUUAAGAGGCUAGCAACAUGUCCCAGUGCCUGUGGCGAGCGAUAAUUUGCAGACACAUUGUUCUUAGAUCGCCUUUAAACUACAUUGAUAUUCUCUCGCAAAGAAAGGCUGCGGCUAGUAGCGUGGCAUGCAUAGGAUCCCUCAAGGGCAUACACUUGAGAAACCAUGUCUGUGUCCUGAGACUUGCAAAGCAAUCCAUAUGCUCAAGCAAGUCCUUCUUGCAGAUAAAAGACACAAAGCAACACGAUACACGUGUGUCUGUGCAAGCCAGGAGUGAUGGGGCACCACAAACAACUACCCAGAAAGUGAAAGAAGCUGGCAGAGACUUCACUUAUUUUAUAGUGGUUCUUAUUGGAAUUGGUGUUACAGGAGGGCUUUUCUAUGUAGUCUUUAAAGAACUUUUCUCUUCUUCAAGCCCUAGUAAAAUAUAUGGAGAAGCUUUGGAUAAGUGUCGUUCUCAUACAGAGGUUAUAGGAGCUUUUGGAGAGCCCAUCAAGGGUUAUGGAGAGACUACAAGACGUGGAAGAAGACAACAUGUUAGUCACAUAGAAUAUAUAAAAGAUGGUGUAAAAUGUAUGCGGUUAAAGUUUUAUAUUGAAGGCUCUGAACCAAGAAAGCAAGGGACAGUACACCUGGAGGUGAAAGAGAAUCCAGAAAGUGGCAAAUUUGAAUAUCAGUACAUUUUUGUUGAAAUUGAUACAUACCCAAGAAGAACUAUUGUCAUUGAAGAUAACCGAUAUUAAAGACAAUGAAUCCACAGCCUCCUUUAUAUUUUUAUAGGAAUUAUCUGUCAUUUCUCUUUUUACUAAUAUUACUAAUGAUUUCUAUUUCUUUUUUUGUUUUGUUUUUUGUGUGUGCCAUGCAUUUGCCAUAAAAUUCUGCUAGGAUAAUUAAAUCAUGCCUCCUAUUAGUACAAAAAAGAUUUGAGAGUAAAUGAGUCAUAUAAUUGGUUAAUUGAGGCGGAAAUUGGGGUAGUGUGAUUGUUAGAACAUUAUUGCUUCUAAAUCAAAACCUUAAAAGAUCGAAUUUGUUCUCUACAGUCUAAAUUUCUUGCUGUAAUUUGAUCUGUUGUAGAAUUGUACAGCAUAGUGUUUGUUUCAUUUGUCUGUUAAAUUCUAUUUACCUGAAUGUAACAUUGUUUUAUUAAUAAAGUAACAAUAUCUGGUGUAAGAUGUUUUCUACUAAAUAUAUUUGUAAUUUUUUUAAAGGAAUCAUGUCACCCAGAAUGAAGUGAGCUGCUUUUUUGGAGUGAUCUAAUUAGGUAUUAUGUAAUAUAUAAUAAUGUGUUUGUGUUUUCAACCUACGUUGUUUGCAAUACAUUUAUGACCGUAUUUAUACAUUUCAAAUAAACCAGAAUUAAUAAAAUGCUAA